GGUAAGGAGUUCAAGGCAGCGCCUACACCCGGGGGCUCUCCGCAACCCGACCGUCUGUCCGCUCCCCCCCUUCCCACCCGCCCUCCCACUCAUUCACUCACCCACCCACCCAGAGCCGGGACGGCAGCCCAGGAGCCGGGGCCCCGCCGCCUCCUUGCCGCGAUCCUGGACUUCCUCCUGCCGCAGGAGCCGGCUUCCACGUGUGCCCCGGAGUCGGCGUCUUCUCACUCGCUCCGCUCCGGGUCUGGGUACCUUCAGCAGCCCGAGCAGCCGGGGCUCCGGGGCCCAGGUGGCUUCUGGGCCAAAUUAGGUGCGGCCGAGUCCAGCGCCGAGCGUCUGCAAGGCCGAAGAAGCCGCGGGGCGUCCGGGGCUGAGCCGCAGCAAAUGGGCUCUGACGUGCGGGACCUGAAUGCGCUGCUGCCGGCGGUACCCUCGCUUGGUGGCGGCGGUGGCUGCGCCCUGCCCGUGAGCGGCGCCGCGCAGUGGGCGCCCGUGCUGGAUUUUGCACCCCCGGGCGCCUCGGCUUACGGUUCGCUGGGCGGUCCUGCGCCGCCGCCUGCUCCGCCGCCACCCCCGCCGCCGCCGCCGCCUCACUCCUUCAUCAAACAGGAGCCGAGCUGGGGCGGCGCGGAGCCGCACGAGGAGCAGUGCUUGAGCGCCUUCACCGUGCAUUUCUCCGGCCAGUUCACCGGCACAGCUGGAGCCUGUCGCUACGGUCCCUUCGGUCCUCCUCCGCCCAGCCAGCCGUCCUCCGGCCAGGCCAGGAUGUUCCCCAACCCGCCCUACCUGCCCAGCUGCCUCGAGAGCCAGCCCGCUAUUCGCAACCAGGGAUACAGUACAGUCACCUUCGACGGGACGCCCAGCUACGGUCACACGCCCUCGCACCACGCAGCGCAGUUCCCCAACCACUCUUUCAAGCACGAGGACCCCAUGGGCCAGCAGGGCUCUCUGGGCGAGCAGCAGUACUCUGUGCCGCCCCCAGUCUAUGGCUGCCACACCCCUACCGACAGCUGCACAGGCAGCCAGGCCCUGCUGCUGAGGACGCCCUACAGCAGUGACAAUUUAUACCAAAUGACCUCCCAGCUUGAAUGCAUGACCUGGAAUCAGAUGAACUUAGGAGCCACUUUAAAGGGAGUUGCUGCUGGGAGCUCCAGCUCAGUGAAAUGGACAGAAGGGCAGAGCAACCACGGCACAGGGUAUGAGAGUGAUAACCACACGACUCCCAUCCUCUGCGGCGCCCAGUACAGAAUACACACCCACGGCGUCUUCAGGGGCAUUCAGGAUGUGCGACGUGUGCCCGGAGUUGCCCCGACUCUUGUCCGGUCGGCAUCUGAGACCAGUGAGAAACGCCCCUUCAUGUGUGCUUACCCGGGCUGCAAUAAGAGAUAUUUUAAGCUGUCACACUUACAGAUGCACAGCCGGAAGCACACUGGUGAGAAACCAUACCAGUGUGACUUCAAGGACUGUGAACGAAGGUUUUCUCGUUCAGACCAGCUCAAAAGACACCAAAGGAGACACACAGGUGUGAAACCAUUCCAGUGUAAAACUUGUCAGCGAAAGUUCUCCCGGUCUGACCACCUGAAGACCCACACCAGGACUCAUACAGGUAAAACAAGUGAAAAGCCCUUCAGCUGUCGGUGGCCCAGUUGUCAGAAAAAGUUUGCCCGCUCAGACGAAUUAGUCCGCCAUCACAACAUGCACCAGAGAAACAUGACCAAACUCCAGCUGGCGCUUUGAGGGGGUCCGACCGGGGGACACAUCUGUGUCCCAGGCAGGACAGUGUGUGAACUCCUUGCAAAUCUGACUUAAAAAUUCCUCCUCACUCACCUCUCUGAGAAGGAAAUGGCAGGUGGUCUUCUUCAUCCAGCUUCCAAGACAAGAUGCCUGUACUACUGGAUCCUACCAGGUUUGCCCGGAGGCGUUGGGCUCUGCUUGGCUUGCUUUUAGUUGACUCAGAGGCCCUGGAGAAGUGGCUGACAAUGUCGUUAGUUAAAAUCCCAUCUCUGCCAUUUGGUCUGGAUUUUCCACUGUAAGAAAAGCCAUUGUUGAUAAUGUCCCCCCACCCCCUCUUCUCCUUUUACACUCCUUUUCACUAGGAAUGGAGUCAUUGUACCAUUUUCCAUCAUAGAAUAUUUAUAGGCCAGGGCAUGUGUAUGUGUCUGCUAAUGUAAACUUUGCCAUGGUUUCCAUUUACUAACAGCCAGAAAUAAAUCAGAGAGCAAGGCACUGGGGCUGAGUCCCAUCCGACAUUCCGGAGGUUAGGCAGGCCGCUAACGUGGAAGGCAGGAUGUAAUGCUACCAGGCACCUUAAAAAACGUGUGCGUUUCUAGCAGCUGAAGAAAGAAUCAGAACUAACCAGUACCUCUGCAGAAAAAUCUAAAAGAACCUUCCCGUUCAACUAAUUCAAUGUUAACAUUAGCGCAAUGCUGUUGAGAAACUGUGCUUGGAGAUCUGAGAUUUUGGUUUUGUUUAUUUUCGACUUUUUUGAGUUGUAAUCACAUGCAUCUUCAGAGAUGUACAUAUCUCCUCACACAAAGGAAGUGGAAUUCAUUUUUAUCAUCUGGGGUGUCCUUAGAGUGUACAGACCACGAUGGGUAUGUGGCUUCAAGUUGUAAAAAUUAAAGUGAUUCUAGAAGAAAAUUGGGCUGGUCCAGGAUCUCCACUGAUUAAGACUGUUGUUAAGUAACUUUGAGUCUACCAGUGUAUGUGACAGAAUGAGACUUACUAGUGUGAGGAAAUCCAUUGUUUAACGGUGGUUGAGUGUGUGUGUGUGUGCGCGCGCGUGCAUGUGUGUGCUUAAAGGAGGGUGUUUAUUAUUUACUGUUGCUUGAAAUUACUGUGUAAAUAUAUAUAUCUGAUAAUGAUUUGCUCUUUGACAACUAAACUUAGGAAAUGUAUAAAUGUUAGAUGCAUCACUGUUUUGGUGUUGAUCUUACAACGUAUCAAUGAUAACACUAAAAAUGUAACCUGCAUUUUUCACUUCACUCUCAAUUAAAGUCUAUUCAAAAGGAAAGU
Molecule: messenger RNA, 3015 nt
Organism: Odobenus rosmarus divergens (Pacific walrus)
Lineage: Eukaryota; Metazoa; Chordata; Mammalia; Carnivora; Odobenidae
Gene: WT1
Product: Wilms tumor 1
Exons: 10
Coding region: 385-1737 (450 amino acids)
Biological process (GO): regulation of transcription by RNA polymerase II
Cellular component (GO): nucleus
Molecular function (GO): RNA polymerase II cis-regulatory region sequence-specific DNA binding; DNA-binding transcription factor activity, RNA polymerase II-specific
Source: RefSeq, a predicted model, not a curated record